CGAGAAAGUUGCGUGUAACGUUAAAUCAACCAAGCAACAUUAUAUUGUCCAUGAAAGAGGCUAAGCGGAAACCUUAAAUGAAAUCACAAGUGUUGUGCUCCGUAAAAGAAUAGCAAAAACCAAGAGAGCGAGGAAAAAUGAUGAACAUGAAUCCACUGUCACAUCCCCAUCCUCAGUCACUGUCUCUGUCACAUCCACAUCUAAGCCAGCACCAGCAGCAGCACCAGCAGCAGCUUCAGACCCAGCCACUGCAUCACAGCCAACCAAACCAUUACGCCGAGUCGCAGUCCCAGUCCCAGUUGCGGGCAUUACCAGCAAUCAACGAGACAUUUCCGCAAUUUAGCCAACAUCGUCCGGCAACUUCGUUGCUCUCCCCGCUGGAUCUGUCGCUGCGUGCAGCGGCCAGCAUUGUGCCAAUUACGCCGCCAUCGACGCCCUCGCCACCCCGCAAGCGCCAGAGAUUAAUGUCCGAGGAGAAUUACCUGUGGCGGCCGCACAUGGUGAACACACCAGCCCCAGUUCCAGUCCCAAUACCAAUACCAGUUCCAGCCACGGCUCUGCCUGCAACAGCAACAGCUUCUCAUGCUCUGCACGGGCUGCAGCCAGCCACGAGCUACUUUCAUCAUCUUCACCAUCAUCAGCAGCAUCAGCAGCAGCAGCCUCAUCAGGGGGGAAACUGCUAUGGCAUGCGCGGCUUUGAGGGGGCGUCGUCGUCCUUUAAUAAAAGUCAUUUUCACGAGACGACGAAAAAUAACUUUGAGCAAAUUCCGGCAAGUCAAUCGAGCGUGAGUCGCCCCAUUGCCGUUGCCAGCUCGCCCAUCUACGUGGACGAUGAGGACGAGACGACCAUCGUGUUGACCGAGGACGAGGAUGAAACAGUUGUCAGUUCCCAUGACUACAAUGAGGAGGCCACGGACACGGAGGAAGUCAACGACGCUGAUGACGAGACGGUCCAGGUUCAAGUCAGCGACGAGACCCAAGAAGUUCAGAUUGAUGCUGGUGCUGGUGGUGGUGAUGGUGUGGUGACUGACGAUGAUGAUGAUGAGGAGGUCUUCGUCGAUGUGCUGGGCAGUGACGAUGAUGAGACUGUGGACCUGCAGAGCCCCGCUUUGCGGCUGCAGGCCGAACUUCUCGACCCCAAGGCCCUGAAACGCAACGAACUGCUGUACGAGGACGAGGAGUUGCACAAUCAAGCCGUGGACGGCUUGGCGCGAUUGUUUGAAAGGGAUUUUCCACAGCCAGAGGUGGAGGCGGCCGGAGAGGAGCUGGCCGCUGCCAGGGAAGAGCUCCGCAACGAGAAAACCUACACGGAUCUGAGUUGUGUGGGCGCUGGGGCCGAGCAUCCUGGUGGUCCUCCAUUUCAGCCGCCGCAACUGAUUGCUUCGUUCCCUGCGCCGCCGCCGCCUCCCCUGCCAGCAGCAGCAGCAGCAGCUCCCCCAAUGCGGCCACACAAGGCCGAACGGAAGAGGGCCAAGCUACGCAAGCACACGGCCAUUGAUGAGGAGACCAUAAGUCCCGUGUCCGGCACCAUCAUACGCAAGCUGCGCGACGAUGAGGAGCUGGUCGUGCGCAAAGGUGACAUUGAUCCGGCUUUCAAUGUGGUGGAAAUCACCGAGGAGGCCAAGGCCAUACUGGCCAGCAUCGAUAAUAAGAUUGGCGACUACUUGUGCCAGCUUUGUCGCACCGUCUACGACGACGCCUUCAUGCUGGCCCAGCACCGCUGUCCCCGCAUCGUUCACAUCGAGUACAAGUGCUCCGAGUGCGAGAAGGUCUUCAAUUGCCCGGCCAACUUGGCCUCCCACCGGCGCUGGCACAAGCCCAAAGCGGAGGCGGCUGCUGGAGCGGUCAAUCCCAGCAAGAAGCGGCUGGCUAGCCUCGGCGAGUCUACCGACAUCAAUCAGGAGUCGGGCAGAGCCAACGAUGAGGCUAGCGAUGGCAUAUAUCCGUGUCAUCUAUGCGGCAAGACCUUCCGUCGCCAUGCCUACCUAAAGAAACAUCAGGCUUCCCACCAGAUGCUGGAGAAUCUCAAGAACCUGGACUUCUUCAAGGCCCAACAGCAGCAGCAGCAGCACCAGCACCAGCAUCAACAUGCCCUGCCAGAGCAUCCACAACUACAACAGUCGUCGGCGCACGGCCCAGCCACUGCCACAGCCUAUGGUGCAUUGCCACGCCCACCGCAUGGAAUACCCCUUUAUCCCCCGGCAGCAGCAGCGGCAGCAAAGAGUUAUGUGGGUGGACAGCGGUUUCCCGGCUUUCCCUUCCAGCCCUUCGAUCAGCGGCGCUUCUACUCGCUGGGCGAGUUCUAUUUGUCGCAGCACUUGGAGCGCUCCUCGGCCUUUCAGUACGUCCAGGCGAAUCAUCUGAGGCAGCUGUCGAAUGUGGCCCAAAAUCUGCUGCCACCGCUGCCCGUCAAAUGACCCAACACCAGCACGAACGUACUGCGGCCCGUGCCGCGUAUAGCAGCCACCACCACAGCAGGCCCGACGGUGACGGCUACGCUGACGAGGCAGAGCCAGGUGGAGAUAGCAGCGGCAGCGGCGGCGCCAGCGGCUGGGCAUGCCUUCAAUUGGGUGGCACCAUCAACGACAGCGACGGGCGUCGUGCCGGUCAUAGAGUCCGGCGGCAACGUUAUUAUGUGACUUACAAACCAUUAGAAGCAUUCAA
Molecule: messenger RNA, 2664 nt
Organism: Drosophila obscura
Lineage: Eukaryota; Metazoa; Arthropoda; Insecta; Diptera; Drosophilidae
Gene: nerfin-2
Exons: 4
Biological process (GO): neuron differentiation; negative regulation of transcription by RNA polymerase II; regulation of cell cycle process
Cellular component (GO): transcription repressor complex; nucleus
Molecular function (GO): DNA-binding transcription repressor activity, RNA polymerase II-specific; RNA polymerase II cis-regulatory region sequence-specific DNA binding
Source: RefSeq, a predicted model, not a curated record